AUGGUCCUCUUCGUCAUUGGCCUCGGCCUCGCUGAUGAGCACGACAUCACUCUCAAAGGAUUCGAGGCCGUCAAGUCCUCCGAGCGAAUCUACCUCGAAAGCUACACAAGCAUUCUCAUGGUCCCCGGAUUCAAGGAACGUCUCGAAGAGCUCUAUGGCAAGUCUGUCAUCAUGGCGCAUCGUGAGACCGUCGAGCUCGAAGCAGAAUCCAUCCUUGAAGGCGCUGCUACCUCUAAUGUAGCGUUCCUCGUCGUCGGCGAUCCCCUCUCAGCAACAACACAUACCGACCUCAUCCUCAGAGCAAGGCAGAGCUCACCUCCCAUUCCCGUAAAGAUCAUUCACAACGCCAGCAUCAUGACCGCUAUCGGGUCCAGCGGCUUGGCAGGCUACAACUUCGGCCAGACUGUCAGUAUCCCCUUCUGGACCGAGGAAUGGAAGCCAGACAGCUGGCUCGAGCGCAUCGGUGAGAACCUCAACAUCGGCUUGCAUACGCUUGCGCUCUCCGAUAUCAAGGUUCGCGAGCAGAGCGCAGAGGACAUGAGCAGAGGCAUUCUCCGCUAUCAGCGUCCAAGGUACAUGCUCAUCCCUCAGCUCAUCUCACAGGUCGUCUCGGCAGCACAAUCUCACAAGGCAGAUUACCUCCAUCCCGAACGCACUCUCGGCAUCGCCCUUUGCAGAAUGGGCUCAGAGGAAGAACGCAUCGUCUCUGGAACAUUACAAGAGCUUUUGGACAUGGCCAAUCCGACGCCCGAGCAGGCGCAAGCCGAAGAGGCAGAAGACGAUGCAGAUGAGCUGGCCAGCGAGGCUCAGCUCGAAAAGCGUCGUGCUGACAGAGCUGAGGAGCGUGCCAAGAAGGCAUUCGGAGAGCCACUACACAGUCUCGUCAUUGUUGGCAAGCGUCUGCAUCCUUUGGAGCGCGAUUACGCCGCCAGCUACGCGUCUUCCGGGAGCAAGUUCCUCGAGGUCGCCCGGGAGGUGUAUGGUUGCAAGGAAUAG
Kalmanozyma brasiliensis GHG001 is the source of this 996-nucleotide messenger RNA. Its product is annotated as Tetrapyrrole methylase. Lineage: Eukaryota; Fungi; Basidiomycota; Ustilaginomycetes; Ustilaginales. Gene Ontology annotation, biological process: protein histidyl modification to diphthamide. The record is from RefSeq and is a predicted model, not a curated record. The transcript has a single exon. Gene Ontology annotation, molecular function: diphthine synthase activity. Bases 1 to 996 code for a protein of 331 amino acids.